Hydractinia symbiolongicarpus is the source of this 465-nucleotide messenger RNA. RefSeq lists its product as uncharacterized. Gene Ontology annotation, molecular function: nucleic acid binding. Gene Ontology annotation, biological process: DNA integration. The record is from RefSeq and is a predicted model, not a curated record. Lineage: Eukaryota; Metazoa; Cnidaria; Hydrozoa; Anthoathecata; Hydractiniidae. Bases 1 to 465 code for a protein of 154 amino acids. The transcript has a single exon.
AUGUAUUCUCGGUACCCUGCUGUAGAGGUCGUUCACGCCACAUCUGCACAAUCAGUACUGCCGGCCAUGGAUCGCAUUUUUUCCCUUUUUGGAAUUCCGGAAUAUCUAGGUUCAGAUAACGGCCCGCCUUAUAGUAGCACAACAUUUGCAAGCUAUGCCAAAUACAUGGAAUUCAAGCAUGGUCCGAAAAUACCCUUGGCACCAUGGACGAAUGGCAUGGUAGAGAACUUUAUGCACAAUCUCAAGAAGCUCUUGCAAACGUCUUUGCAGGAACACCUGAACUGGAGACACGAAUUACAGCGCUUACUGCGGACAUAUCGGGGCACUCCACAUACAGUGACGGGUCGCAGACCAGCAGAGGUUUUAUUCAAUGGCAGACAAUACAGAACCCUGUUGCCUGCAGCACGCCGCGCUGAAAGGCCAAAGUUCCACACCGAAAUAUCAGCCAAGAAGGAGGCAAGAUAA